Messenger RNA from Fukomys damarensis (Damara mole-rat), 4345 nucleotides. It is a transcript of the gene Rbm20, whose product is annotated as RNA binding motif protein 20. Gene Ontology annotation, molecular function: mRNA binding; zinc ion binding. Gene Ontology annotation, cellular component: nucleus. Gene Ontology annotation, biological process: regulation of RNA splicing. The transcript is spliced from 14 exons. The record is from RefSeq and is a predicted model, not a curated record. Lineage: Eukaryota; Metazoa; Chordata; Mammalia; Rodentia; Bathyergidae. Bases 83 to 3661 code for a protein of 1192 amino acids.
UCGGGAGAGCUUCAGUGGAGGCUUGGCAUGGUUGGCAUGCGGAAAGCUGGUAGAAUGUUGUUGGAAUUUUCCGGGGAGGCACAUGCACGACACCCAAAAUGACUCCCGGCUCCGGUGGCCGAAGGUCAGUGCUUCUUGCCAGGCGCCCGGGUCUGUUUCAGAAAGUGCCGCCAAACUCCUGGACAAGACCCCGUUCUCAGUCCGUAACCCGAACCCUCUGCUCCCUUCGCCUGCCAGUCUCCAGCUGGCCCAGCUGCAGGCCCAGCUCACCCUCCACCGGCUGAAGUUGGCACAGACCGCUGUCACCAACAACACUGCAGCUGUCACAGUCCUGAACCAAGUCCUCUCCAAAGUGGCCAUGUCUCAGCCUCUCUUCAACCAGCUGAGACACCCAGCUGUGCUCAGCGCCCCCCACGGCCCUGCUGCAGUGCCCCAGCAUGCUGCAACCAUCGCCGGCACGCGGUUCCCCUCGAAUGCAAUGGCCUUCUCACCUCCCAGCCAAACACGAGGCCCAGGACCCCCUGUGAGCCUCCCCAGCCAACCUCCCAGUGCCAUAGUGGUGCAUCCUUUCAGUGGGGUGAUGCCCCAGACCCCUGCCCAGCCAGCAGUCAUCCUGGGCAUUGGCAAGGCUGCGCCUGCUCCGGCUACUGCGGGAUUCUACGAGUAUAGCAAAGCCAACCCCAGCCAGGCAUAUGGCUCCGAAACAGAUGGUCAACCUGGCUUCCUGCCAGUCUCGGCCUCCGCCUCGGGCAGCGUGACCUAUGAAGGGCACUACAGCCAUGUGGGGCAAGAUGGCCAGGCUGCCUUUUCCAAAGACUUCUAUGGACCCACUGCCCAGGGGUCCUCUGUGGCAGGGGGAUUUCCAGCUGAGCAGGCAGGGGGCAUGAAAAGCGAGAUGGGGCCUCUGCUGCAGGGCGCAAACAGCCAGUGGGAGAGCCCUGCCGGGUUCUCUGGGCAAGGCAAGGCUGAUCUUGCAGCAGCUCCCAACCUGUGGCCUCCACCCCCCGGCCAGCCCUAUGAACUGUACGACCCUGAAGAGCCCACCUCAGACAGGACCCCCCCUUCCUUCGGGGCGCGGCUCAACAACAGCAAGCAGGGUUUUGGCAGUGCACGGCGGGCCAAGGAGGACCAGGCCAUGCUGUCUCUGCGGCCCUUGCAGGCUCAAGAGCUGAACGAUUUCCACGGUGUGGCGCCCCUCCACUUGCCGCACGUCUGUAGCAUGUGUGACAAGAAGGUGUUUGACUUGAAGGACUGGGAGCUGCAUGUGAAAGGGAAGCUGCACGCGCAGAAGUGCUUGGUCUUCUCUGAAAAUGCCGGCAUCCGGUGUGUGCUCGCUUCAGCAGAUGGAACUCUGUGCGCCUCCCCCAGCAAUGCAGCUGUGUAUAACCCGGCUGGGAACGAAGAUUAUGCCUCAAAUCUCGGGACGUCUUUUGUGGCCAAUCCAGCAAGGUCCUUUGUCCAUUCGAAUCCUACACUUCCGUCGGCUGCCUCAGGGACAAGUUUUGCACAGCGGAAAGGCACUGGCCGAGUGGUGCACAUCUGCAAUCUCCCGGAAGGAAGCUGCACGGAGAAUGAUGUCAUUAACCUGGGGCUGCCCUUUGGGAAGGUCACGAAUUACAUCCUCAUGAAGUCCACUAAUCAGGCCUUUUUGGAGAUGGCUUACACAGAAGCUGCCCAGGCCAUGGUCCAGUACUAUCAAGAAAAAUCUGCUGUGAUCAAUGGUGAGAAGUUGCUCAUUCGGAUGUCGAAGAGAUACAAGGAACUGCAGCUGAAGAAACCCGGGAAAACCGUGGCUGCUAUCAUCCAGGACAUCCACUCCCAGAGGGAGAGGGACAUGUUCCGGGAAGCAGACAGGUAUGGCCCAGAACGGCCGCGUUCUCGCAGUCCUGUGAGCCGGUCUCUGUCCCCGAGGUCGCACACUCCAAGCUUCACCUCCUGCAGCUCUUCCCACAGCCCUCCAGGGCCUUCCCGGGCUGACUGGGGCAAUGGCCGGGACUCGUGGGAGCACUCUCCCUAUGCCUGGAGGGAGGAAGACCGAGACCCCGUGCCCUGGAGGGAGAAUGGGGAGGACAAGCGGGACAGGACAGACACAUGGGCACACGACCGCAAACACUACCCCUGGCCCCUGGACAAGGCUGAGCUGGAUGAGCGCCUGGAAGGAGGGAGGGGACACCGGGAGAAGUACCUGCGGUCUGGGUCCCCCAGCCCCCUCCACUCUGCGUCCAGCUACAAGUGCCGGGAGGAUGGCUACUACCGGAAAGAGCCCAAAUCCAAGUCGGAAAAGUACCUAAAGCAGCAGGAUGGUCCCGGGAGGUCCAGGAGGAAAGAAGAGGCCAGACUACGGGAGAGCAGACACCCCCACCCCGAUGACUCAGGCAAGGAAGACGGGCUGGGGCCCAAGGUCACUAGAACCCCUGAGGGCACCAAGUCAAAGCAGAGUGAGAAAAAUAAAACCAAGAGACCUGAUAGAGAUCAAGAAGGAGCUGAUGAUAGAAAAGAAAGCAAAAUGGCAGAGAAUGAGGCUGCAAAAGAAGAACAGGAGGGCAUGGAAGAAAGCCCUCUGUCAGUGGGCAGACAGGAGAAAGAGACAGAGUUCUCUGAUCCAAAAAAUGCAAGGGCGAAGAAGGAACAAGAUUGGGAGAGUGGAAGUGAGGCAGAGGGAGAGAGCUGGUACCCUACCAACAUGGAGGAACUGGUCACGGUGGAUGAGGUGGGGGAAGAAGAAGAUUUUAUUAUGGAGCCAGACAUCCCAGAGUUGGAAGAAAUUAUGCCCAUUGACCAGAAAGACAAAAUCUGCCCUGAAAUCUGUCCCUGUGUGACGACCACCUUAGACUUGCAAAUGGCCACAAAUUUGGAUUUCAUUAACGAGGGAGUAAAGACCAUCGGGAAUGGGGCUACAGAAAUUGGCUUCAAGUUGCCCGGACAACUGCCUUCUGCUUCCAUGAGCUGUCCCAGUGACACGAACGUGGAAGUGGCUGGCCUAAAUCUGGAUGCUGAGCGGAAGCCAACUGAAAGUGAGACAGGCCUCUCACUGGAGGGUUCCAACUGCUUUGAGAAGGAGGCAAAGAGAGCGGAGAGCUCAGAUGUGUGUCUGGCCCCUGCAGCCCAGCAAAUGUCUUCUCCCCAGCCAGCAGAGGACAGGGCCCAGCAGCCUAGCCCCCUUCCGGAUGACUGCAAGGCCAAGGGGAUGCUCGAAGAUGGGGCUUGCGAAGGGAGUCCCCAGGAGGAGGAAGCCAGCCCCCCCACCGAAACUGACCUCCAAAGCCAGGAUUGCCAAGGAGUGGUGACCGAGGAAAACUCCAGGUACACGGAAAUGAAAUCUCUGGACGUGAGAUCACCGGAAUACACCAAAGUGGAGCUGAAAGAACCCCUUUCUUUGCCUUCGUGGGAGCCAGAGGAUGUGUUCAGUGAACUUAGCAUUCCUCUAGGUGUGGAGUUCGUGGUUCCCAGGACUGGCUUUUAUUGCAAGCUGUGUGGGCUGUUCUACACCAGCGAGGAGGCUGCGAAGGUGACCCAUUGUCGCAGUGCCAUCCACUACAGGAACUUGCAGAAGUACCUGUCCCAGCUGGCCGAGGACAGCCUGAAGGAGGCGGGAGGGGCAGGCAGCCCGAGGCCCGAGGACAGCGGAAUGGUGCCACACUUCCAAAGGAAAAAGCUCUGACCGCUGCUGCCCCUGCUGCCGCUAGAAGCUAGAAGAGGAAGCUCGCCAAGGUGGGGCCCGUCUGUCUAACGCAGAAGAGAAAUGAAAGCCAUGCAGGGCACGCGGCCUACUCGUUCCCGAGAUCAGUAGAACCCCUGACCGAGUCCCCCUGGCACGUCCGGCCUGCAGAGGGCUCUCUCCCUGCUGACCCUGCUUCUCCCCCAGAACCUUUCAGUUUGCUUUUCUUCUCUCUUCCUUUGUCCCCUUCCUCUUCCCUCUCCCUCCUCCUAUGCCAAGAAUCAUUUUGUUUUCAUAAAAUCGAACUUCUCAGGGAUUUCAUGGUGUUUAAAUUCUUGAUUGGAUGUAGCAGGUCAGGUCCGACUGAGUCUGGAGAGCCCCUUCCGUGAGGUUUUUUUUUGGUACUGGGGAUCGAUCUCAGGUCCUUGUGCUUCCAAGGCAGGUGCCGGAACCACUGAGCUACAUCCCCAGCCCUCCUUCGGUGAAUCUUUAGCCAAUCUCAGCCUGGCACCCGUGUGUCCUGUGUGUACCCCUCGCAGGGGCGCUGCUGAAUCAGGCUCUGCACACCUGAGAGGGCCACCAAAGAGAACCAAGGGGCAGAAGUGGGGGUGGUUUCUGUGUACAUCGCUUCUUCCAGCUGGAUCCCGCCUUGAAAAAAACACUGCCUUUUAGUUUUGUGGGGUUUUG